GAACCAUCACCUGUUGACUACUGGAGCUCACCUGAGCCUGCCAAGGGUGCCAUGCCACCUCCGCCUCUACUUCCUCCUCCUCCGCCACCACCACCUGCACCUGCUGGACCUACUGAUGGGAAGGGUGAAGGACUGUAUGAGAACUUGGAGGUUCCGCCAGGAUUCGUGGCACCGCCACCACCUCCUCCACCACCGUGA
Ostertagia ostertagi is the source of this 198-nucleotide messenger RNA. The record is from the annotation of a GenBank genome assembly. Lineage: Eukaryota; Metazoa; Nematoda; Chromadorea; Rhabditida; Trichostrongylidae.